UCGCGCGUGGAUGUGUGGUACACGAUCAUCGCCUCGGGAUCGCUGCCGGGCUUAAGCUUAAGAGGGACGGCCUAGCGGAGCGAAAGUGUGGCCACCGCAGUAUCUCCACGACACGACGUCCGGCUGGUGGUCAAGCAGGACGAGGCGCGCCCUAUCGAACCACCGAAAGUGUUGAGGAAGCACCGAAAGCGCUCGUACCGGUUCCUGGGAGCUCUGUUGCGUCCUGUCCAAAAAUAAGUGUGUCUUGUGCAAUCGAUCGAUCGAACGAAAGCGAACGGUGUUGGUGCUUGGCUCAACCACGACGAACAGCUGUGAUACUCUCGAUCCUUCAAGGUGUCGCUCCUACAGGGUGUCGUGCUUGUCCGCCAGCGAUCGAUCGAGACAGAAUCGAAUCCUCCCGAGUUCCGCACCAUGGAUUUCCUUCAGCAGAUGAAUCUCACCGACUUCACGAUCUACGAUCUGUUCAACGUCAAGGGUGUCGAGGAACACAUCGACGAGUACCCUUUGAUGGCAUCGCCAGUACCGAGCACCAUCCUGAUUGCCAUAUACCUCUACUUCAUCUACAAAUACGGCCCAAGCUAUAUGGAAAAUCGGAAACCAUACAAUCUGCGCUGGAUCAUCGCGGCGUACAAUAUUUUCCAAGUGUUUGCAUGCACCUUCCUGGUGCUGAAUUACAUCAAGGUAGGGUUCAAGUUCCGGUUCAUCGGUAGAUGCACACCCAAGCUGCCGGUGACGGCGUAUGAGCACGGUCUGGAUGCAGUGUACUACGGGUGGCUCGCGAUGUGCCUCCGGUUGGUUGAGUUCAUCGAGACGGUGUUUUUCGUGUUGCGCAAAAAGCAGAACCAGGUGUCGGCGCUACACGUGUACCACCACAUCAGUACUUUCCUCAUCGUUUGGUGGAGCCUGAAGCUGAGUUUGUCGUAUCAGGAGAUGUCCAUCAUGGUGCUCAACUCGAUCGUGCAUAUCAUCAUGUACUCGUACUACUUUCUGUCGUCGUUCAAAGCCUGCCAACCGCUCACGGGCCGCAUCAAGCCGGCCAUCACCAUCAUACAGCUGGCGCAGCUGGUCACGAUGCUGGUGCACGUCCGGGCAGCCCUUCAGCCAACGUGUGCGGCCAACAAAACGAUCUACAUGCUUCACGCCGUCAAUCUCGUCAUCCUGAUCAGUCUGUUCACGAACUUCUACAUCCAGACGUACAUCCGAAAGGCGCGGAAGCUAAAGGCGCAUUGAAGGGGGAAAGCAGUGGAGGACCGUUUUCUUGGGACCGCAGGAUCCGGUGCAUUAAGGAAACAAUGGGGGCACGGCGGGACGGGACUGGACGGGAUAACAUGGGCUUUCGGUUAUUAGAAAGUAAAAGGUUACAACAAACACACUACGGCACACCAUCGCUCCGGCGCACGCCAAACACGGAGCUCUAGUACUUUUGUAAAGAUUGUUUAUUUUCUGUUUUCUCCUUCUACGGUCCCCUAUCACCUUUUGCCAACGGUGGAAUUUUCAUUUGCCAACUUCCGCACAGCCCUCUUGCAGUUUUGCCAAUGCUUGCACGUUCGCCGCGUGUGCAAGACCGUCGAAAGGGCGGCGGGCGUGAAAGUGAUUUUCUUAGUGGUAAAUAUUUAUUUUUGCAUAUCACAGAGCCGUGUGUGUCAGCUGACCGUGUGCGGCCGUGACACUGUCACUGCUCGCUCAACGAACCUUAUAACCCCACCGCCAGGCGGCCGUGGGGCUAGUGCAUGUCUUGGCAUAACCUGAAUAAAGCAGUGUACAGAGCACGGCAAAUACAUGUCGCCGGGUUUGGUAGCGAAAAGAGCUCAAAAGAUAAGAGAAAGAAUGAAGCGAACAGUGCAGAAUCGGAAGGAAGAAUCGUAGGCCGUGUUACUGUACACGUUAAUCGGUAUCAUCCCUAGCAUGGGCUGAAUGCUUAUCUCGUUUACCAAGUGUAGCUACGGUUUCUUAUCGUAUGAUGCAGGAAAUCGAUCACCAGAACCACGCUGAUGACGACCCGUAACGAUUUUAACACACGCCAGCCGUUCAGUGACAUACAAAGUAGCUCCGGUUAUCGGGGUAAAACUGAAGAAAACUGAGCCACUGAAAUGCAACAAUAAACG
Messenger RNA from Anopheles bellator, 2105 nucleotides. Its product is annotated as elongation of very long chain fatty acids protein 1-like. Gene Ontology annotation, cellular component: endoplasmic reticulum membrane. The transcript is spliced from 5 exons. The record is from RefSeq and is a predicted model, not a curated record. Gene Ontology annotation, molecular function: fatty acid elongase activity. Gene Ontology annotation, biological process: sphingolipid biosynthetic process; fatty acid elongation, saturated fatty acid; fatty acid elongation, monounsaturated fatty acid. Lineage: Eukaryota; Metazoa; Arthropoda; Insecta; Diptera; Culicidae. Bases 412 to 1230 code for a protein of 272 amino acids.